Messenger RNA from Paraglomus brasilianum, 1719 nucleotides. The record is from the annotation of a GenBank genome assembly. Lineage: Eukaryota; Fungi; Glomeromycota; Glomeromycetes; Paraglomerales; Paraglomeraceae.
AUGCCUUCCGAAGAUUUACGUUAUGUAGUCGCCCUCGACUUUGGUACGACGUUCUCGGGUAUUUCCUUUGGUCAUAUGCAAAGGAAAGACAAAGUACACGUUCAUACUAGCUGGCAAAGCAUAUGUUCGCAUCAGAAAAUUCCGUCGCUACUAGUUUAUGAUGACAAUAAAAAUGUUCUCUGUUGGGGGGUCGAUGCUGCAUCGCCAUCUUUUUUGAGUAAACUCGAAAAACAACACAAAACUUUGCAUCUCGCAGAAUUAUUUAAACUUUACUUAUCUGGCAGCAAGAAAAAGGAUAAGGCGAAAUUGCCAGAAGGAAUCUCUUAUAAAAAAGCAAUUCCUGAUUUUCUUUCAUGUAUGAAGCAAGAAAUCGAUAGAGUAAUCGAUUCACGUAAAUUGCCAAUGUUCGCCGCCGGAAAUGUCAAAUUCCCAGAGCAGUUUCGUAUUGUGGCAACUAUUCCGACAGAAUGGUCUUUCAAAUACAAAUAUGAAAUGCGCGGUUUUAUGCAUGAAGCCGGAUUUACCUCGCACAAAGACUCGGAACAAUUGCAACUUUUGAUGGAACCGGCGGCUGCAGCAAUUUCCUGCCUACAAGACUAUGAAAACUACAAUCUAAAACCAGGAGACUGUUAUAUAGUUGCCGACUGUGGUGGCGGUACAGUCGAUUUGAGCACAUUUAGAAUACGCUCGGAUAACAAGCUUGACGAAAUAACUAUAAGUGAUGGGGGGAUGUAUGGAAGCACCAAAGUUGACGACAAUUUUUUGAAAUUUCUUGGCGGCAGGCUAGGGAUCAAAAAGAUCAAAAUGCGCAACUUGAGACAAAAGUACUUUAAAAGCUUCCUGGGUUUGAUUUUUAAUUUUUUCACACCAAUCAAGCAUGGAUUUGACGGCAAUGAAGAGAACUUUAAAGAAAUUGAGUUGAACGUUGUCAAUGAUUGUCCAUCACUCGAGGAACAUGCGAGUCUCAAAAAGAAAAACGAUUUAGAAGAGGAUGAUUGGAUAAUCACACUCAAUUACAAGACGAUCAAAUCUUUCUUUGAUCCCAGCAUUGACGAAAUCAUAGAGUUGAUUAGGAAACAAAUGAAUUCUACUACUCAAAAAUGCGCAGCGUUGCUUAUGGUUGGAGGAUACAGCGAAUCGCCGUAUCUCCAAGCAAGGAUAAAAGAAGAAUUUGGCAAACACAUACCGUCAAUUAUUGUGCCCCCGACGCCAAAACCGACAGUAGCCGUUGUCGAAGGUGCUGGCUUUUUUGGCCUCAAUUAUAACGAGAUAAUCAAAACCCGCGUUUUAAAACAUCAUUUCGGUGUAAAGACGCUAAAUCAUCCCAUUUUAAUGAUGCUCACCGGAGACAUUCAUAUGUUUUCGGUUAUUGCAACCAAAGGCUCCAGCAUACCUCCUCCAACACCGUUUAAGGAAAUUUAUAGUCCGUUAAUUCCUCACCAAGAGGAAGCCAAUGUGAGCAUAUACUAUUCGGACACGGACGAUCCGGAAAAUGCCGACGAUGAAACCAUUGUCCGUAAACUCAAACACUGGGUCAUUAGUAUCCCAGACGUCGAACACGGGCUCGAUAGGCAAAUCGAAGUGUCAUUGUCGUUCGGCAUAGAAUUGGCCGAAAUAAAAGCGGCAGCCAAAAACAGUGCUACGGGAUUGGUAUAUGAAGUUACAGAGAUCAAAGAAGCAGAUGAAUAUUAUGAGGAAGAGAUGCUUUGGGUGUCAUGA